CCCCUCCCACUCAUUGUAUCACAUGUGAAAAUGGGUGGUGAUAUGUAAAUCACACGUUUAUAUCUUUUCUACUCUCCGUGUUCAGAGCAGGUCGCAGUUUCUCUUCAGACUUGAUACAGUCUCACCUCAUCUGAGUCUCACAGUCUUGUUCUUGGAAAACAUCUGCAACAAUGGCACAGUUUGGCCAUCUGGUGGCAGUGUUGAGCCUGUGCCUGCUGGCUGUUGUGGUGAACUCUCAAGAGAACCCACCUCCUCCUCGUCAAGGACAAGAGAUCUGCACACAAUACACUAAUAGUGGGACCCAGCUCCUGGACAUGCCAAAGGUCUUUCAAAUGAUGCAGAUCGAGUUUGGAUGGGCAAUCCAGACCCUGAACCCGAUGGUGAUUCAGCAAUGGAUGGACGAUGUAGAUGAUGAUCAUGACAAACUCCUUAACCUGGCGGAGUGUGCCAAACUCGUCCAGAGAGUCUCUGAUUCCAUUCGGAGGCCUAAUACACAGCCAUAAAGAGGCCAUAUCGACUGAUUGAAGUAACUUGUACUUGUGUACGGAAGUAUAUGAAGGAAAAAUAAGAUUUCACACAAGCUUGCUUAGUAUGUAGGUCUAUAGCUUAAUCUUAAGUAAUAAACACUGCAAUGUAAUGUACUAAAAAUCUAAAUAAAGCAAUGUAUUGUUUUAGAAAUUACUUUAAAGCAGGAAUUAAAUAAUUUUACUUUAAAAAAAAAUUAACAAAUAAAGUUUGGUCAAAAACACUGA
This is a messenger RNA of Labeo rohita (rohu), 752 nucleotides long. RefSeq lists its product as uncharacterized. NCBI's taxonomy places the organism in Eukaryota, Metazoa, Chordata, Actinopteri, Cypriniformes, Cyprinidae. Bases 171 to 503 code for a protein of 110 amino acids. The transcript has 4 exons. The record is from RefSeq and is a predicted model, not a curated record.